Molecule: messenger RNA, 876 nt
Organism: Closterium sp. Yama58-4
Lineage: Eukaryota; Viridiplantae; Streptophyta; Zygnematophyceae; Desmidiales; Closteriaceae
Source: the annotation of a GenBank genome assembly
AUGGCGUUUUUCCGUCUCGCGUGCCGUUCCGCGAUGUCAGCUGUAGCGUCGUCGCUGCUGCUCGCGUGUAUGAUCGCGGCGGCAGCGGGAUCGGCGCGAGCAGCGAGCGCCGUGGCCGUGAAUGGCGGUGCCGUGGUGGACGGCUACGUGCGAAUCGACGCUAUGAAGAUCAAAUCGACGGCUGUGAAGAUCUUGAUCAACGGCGGGGAUUCAGUGGCGUUUGUGCGAUCCAACGGCUACUUCUCCAUCGCCCUGCCUCCAGGCUCGCACACGCUGCAAGUAUCUGCUCCUGGAGCGUUCUUCCUGCCGGUCAUGCUGCAAGUCAGUGCGAAGCAUGCAGGAAACUUCCGCGCAAUGGUGAUCAGAGAGCAGGGCCCUGCCAGUCUCUCCAUCGACCCGCUCAUCAUCUCGCCCUUCGCUGCUGAGGAAUAUUUCGAGAGGCGAGAGCCCUUCAGCAUAUGGACGAUAGUGAAGAGCCCCAUGGGCAUCAUGAUCUGCUUCAUGCUCGUUGUCAUGGUCGUCCUGCCUCGCCUUGCCGACUCCAUAGGUGAGUGGACAGUGGACCUCUGGCUCAGCAUACUCACCCUUACCAUACCUCAGGCUCAUCUCUCAUCGCUUGUCGUCAUGGUCGUCCUGCCCCGCCUCGCCGACUCCAUAGGUGGGUACCUCUCUGGCACUGGCGUUCUCGUUUCUAGCGUUCUCGUUUCUAGCAUUCUCGUUUCUAGCAUUCUCGUUUCUAGCAUUCUCGUUUCUAGCAUUCUCGUUUCUAGCAUUCUCGUUUCUAGCAUUCUCGUUUCUAGCAUUCUCGUUUCUAGCAUUCUCGUUUCUAGCAUUCUCAUCCUUACAAUGCCUCAGAGCGCACCUCUUGUUGUAUGA